Messenger RNA from Didymodactylos carnosus, 1104 nucleotides. NCBI's taxonomy places the organism in Eukaryota, Metazoa, Rotifera, Eurotatoria, Philodinida, Philodinidae. The record is from the annotation of a GenBank genome assembly.
AUGAUAAAUGAAUCUGGAUUAGCAUUAUUCUCUCGAUUAACAAAUUCUUCUACAAAAUCUAUUGAAAAUGAUAUACAACAACCAAAAAGUAAUUAUGAAUAUUUUUUAAAAAUAUUAUUUCCUGCUGGUUUUCAACGCCCAAAUUUAACAGAAUUGAUUGGCACUAAUAAUGAAGUAAAAACAGCAUUUUUACUACACUUUAUUGCCAGUUGUCUUAUUAAUUCAAUCGCAACUCCAUCAUUUGAUUCAAUUCGUUCUAAUAAUAAGCAUAAUCCAAUAAAAUCACCAACGUUAACGAGAACUAAUUCAGAUAAACGUCGAUCAAAAUCACCAACAUUAGAACUUUUCAAAUAUCAAAUAGAUACUUCUCUUUCAACAUUCAUCUAUUCUUCUUCUUAUAGUGAACGCUUUUCUAUUAUUUAUAUUGAUACUGAAAACAAUUUUUCUAUACAUUUACUCUCUCAUUUAAUACGUUUACAUUAUCGACAAACAUAUCUAGAUGAAACUGACUAUUUAAAAAUAUGUUUUAAAAAUUUUCAUUUCUAUAAAUGUCUCACAACAAGUGAAUUAAUACCAACAUUAUGUUUAUUAACAACUUCUAUAUUUAAACAUUAUCCUCCGUCAACAAAAUAUUUGCUUAUAAUUAAUUCGUGUACACAAUUAGCCAUAGCCGAUCGUUUUAUAAAUGUUAAUAGUAGAACAAAUAUUAUUUAUGAAAAAACAGAAACAUUUCGAGAAUUAGAUAAAUUGACAGUACAAUGGCAAACAAAAUUACUAAAAUUAAUUGAACAAUAUCAAUUAUCAUGUUUACUUGUUGAACAUACCGAACAUUUAUCAUCAUUGUAUAAAUUAUUUUGGAAAAAACAUGAUAAAAAAUUUUGUUCAAAAAAAGAUGAUCCAUUAAAUCGUUUUACAUUUUAUAAUUAUCAAAAGAAUUAUUUUCAACCAUCAUCAACAACAACAAUUAUUCAUAAUACAAAAUUAGAAUUAAAAAAAAUUUUAAUAGAAAAACCUGACAAUAUUGAGAGAUACAGUUUAUUAGAUGAUAAUCAUAGAGAAAUAAAUCAAAUUUAUUUUAUGAAUGAUCAAAUCAUUUUCUCAUAA